UGCAAGAACGAUAAUAGCCUUUUAGCCGCCGUAGCGAAGUAAACACGUUGCAAUUUGCAAUUUGUUGGUUGCUGGUUAAUUCAGUAAAUAUUAAGUGAACCUAUAAUAAACUGCGCAGCCAAAUAAAGGAAUAUGGCAAAUGUCGAACGCAAAGGCACCUUUAAGGUGGAAUUUCUGCAGAAAAUCGAGCGCGAGGUGCAACAGCGAUGGGAAAAGGAGCGUGUACACGAAACAGAUGCCCCAACUGAGCCCAAAAAGCAGCAGAGCGAAAAAUUCUUUGUCACAUUUCCGUUUCCCUAUAUGAAUGGACGCUUGCACUUGGGGCACACAUUCUCCAUGUCGAAGGCCGAGUAUGCUGUGCGCUACCAUCGUCUCAAGGGACGUCGUGUGCUGUGGCCUUUCGGAUUCCAUUGCACGGGUAUGCCGAUCAAGGCGUGCGCUGAUAAGCUGGCACGAGAGCUGGAGACAUUUGGCUAUCCACCUAAGUUUCCGGACACGGAGGAAGAGGCGCCAGCCGUUGAGUCGCAGUCGCAGUCGGAGGUGCCCAAGGACAAAUCCAAGGGAAAGAAGAGCAAAGCUGUGGCCAAAACGGGUAGUGCCAAAUACCAAUGGCAAAUCAUGCAAAGUCUCGGCCUGCAGGAUGAGGAAAUCAAGCAAUUCGCCAAUGCCGAGCAUUGGCUGGGCUAUUUCCCACCGCUGGCGGUGCAGGAUCUGAAACGCAUCGGUGUGCACGUAGACUGGCGUCGCACGUUUAUAACUACCGAUGCGAAUCCCUAUUUUGACUCGUUUGUUCGCUGGCAGUUUAAUCAUUUGAAGCAGCGCGGCAAGAUCAUGUAUGGCAAGCGCUAUACAAUUUAUUCGCCCAAAGACGGACAGCCCUGCAUGGAUCACGAUCGCUCCAGCGGCGAAGGCGUUGGCCCCCAAGAAUAUACUCUGAUCAAAAUGAAAGUGCUGCAGACACCCAAAGCUUUAAGUGCCAUUAAGCAGCCCAUCUUCUUGGUGGCAGCAACAUUGCGUCCGGAGACGAUGUACGGCCAGACGAACUGCUGGCUGCAUCCAGACAUCAAGUACAUUGCCUGGCAAAGCACGCGCGACAACGAAGUGUGGGUCAGUACUCACCGUGCCGCUAGGAACAUGUCUUACCAAGGCUUUACCGCCGAAGACGGCAAAAUUGUUGUACUGGCCGAAGUGACUGGCCUGGAGCUCCUAGGUGUACCAUUGUCGGCGCCGCUAACUAGUCACAAAAAAAUCUACACACUGCCUAUGCUGAGUAUUAAAGCGGAUAAAGGUACGGGCGUGGUGACCUCUGUGCCCUCUGACUCGCCCGACGACUAUGCGGCUCUCCUGGAUCUGCAGAAGAAGGAGGCAUUCCGUCAAAAGUAUGGCCUAACCGAUGAAAUGGUGCUGCCAUACGGGCCGAUACCCAUUAUCGAAGUUCCAACACUCGGCAAGCUCAGUGCUGUGCAUGCCUACGACACGCUCAAGAUUCAAUCGCAGAACGACAAGGAAAAACUGGCUGAAGCCAAGGAGCUUUGCUAUUUGAAGAGCUUCUAUGAUGGCGUAAUGCUGGUGGGCGAGUUUGCUGGUCGUAAAAUUCAGGACGUGAAAAAGAUGUUGCAAAAGCAAUUGGUUGAUGCCAAGGAGGCGGAUAUUUACUAUGAACCAGAGAAGUUGAUCAUGUCACGCUCAGCGGAUGAGUGCGUGGUGGCGCUGUGUAAUCAAUGGUAUCUGAACUAUGGCGAGCCCGAAUGGCAGGCACAGGCAAUGAAAAUACUGCAGGACAUGGAGACGUUCCACGAGGAGGCGCGCAACAACUUUGAGGCGUGCCUGAACUGGUUGCACGAGUACGCCUGCUCGCGUACCUAUGGCCUGGGCACCAAACUGCCCUGGGAUGAGCAGUGGCUCAUUGAAUCGUUGUCGGACUCAACCAUCUAUAUGGCCUUCUAUACGGUUGUUCACUUGCUGCAAGGCGGCACUUUCCGUGGCGAGAAGCCAGGACCUUUCGGUAUCAAACCUGAAGAUAUGACCGCCGACGUCUGGGACUAUAUAUUCUUUAAAGAGACGCCUCUGCCAAAGAAGACAGCUAUUAAAAAGGAGCACUUGGCUGUGCUGCGCCGGGAAUUCGAGUACUGGUAUCCCAUGGAUCUGCGUGUGUCUGGCAAAGAUUUGAUUCAGAACCAUUUGACUUUCUGCCUGUACAAUCAUGCAGCCAUUUGGCCCAAUGAUGAAACGAAGUGGCCCAAGGGCAUGCGUGUCAAUGGUCACCUGCUGCUCAAUUCAGCUAAAAUGUCCAAGUCAGAUGGCAAUUUCCUGACCCUCUACGAAGCUGUACAGAAAUUUUCGGCGGACGGCAUGCGCCUGUGCCUUGCCGACGCUGGCGAUAGCGUAGAGGACGCCAACUUUGUGGAGAGCACCGCGGAUGCGGGAAUUCUGCGUUUGUACACAUUCAUUGAGUGGGUCAAGGAGAUGCUGGCUACGCGCACCAGCCUGCGCCAUGAUGCUGCCAGGACCUUCAAUGACCAAGUCUUCCUGAGCGAGCUGAACCUGAAGACAAAACAGACGGAUGAUAACUAUCGGCGUAUGUUGUUCAAGGAAGCCCUGCGCAGCGGAUUCUAUGAGCUGCAGCUGGCUCGUGACAAGUAUCGCGAGCUGUGUGGUGCCCAGGGCAUGCACGAGGAGUUGGUCAUGGAGUUUAUACGUCGCCAGGCGCUGUUAGUGUCGCCGAUUUGCCCGCACAUGGCGGAGCAUGUGUGGGGUCUGCUGGGCAACAAGGAAUCUAUUGUCCAUGCCCGUUGGCCCGAAGUGGGCGCUAUAAAUGAGAACGACAUCAUGCGCUCUGAGUAUUUGAUGGAGGCAGCACAUUCUUUCCGCCUUAACUUGAAGAAUCUGCUGCAAGUCAGGGGCAAGGGUGGCAAAGAGAAGGCUGUGGAUGUCCAGACGCCGAAGCCCAAUCGCGGUCUCGUUUGGGUGGCCAAAACGUAUCCGCCGUGGCAGUGCUGCGUGUUGGAUACCAUGCGGGAGAUGUAUAACAAGGACACCAAAACGCUGCCCGACAACAAGUUAAUCGCAGUCACGCUGCAGCAGAAGCCCGAAUUGAAAAAGUUCAUGAAGCGUGUGAUGCCUUUUGCACAAAUGAUACGCGAGAAAGUGGAGGCGGGCAAGGGCGUGGCUGCACUAGCGGUCACUCUGGAGUUCGAUGAGCGCGAGGUGCUGCUCAGCAAUCUCGAUUAUCUGAAGAACACCUUGGAUCUGGAAACUCUGGAAAUCAAAUACACUGAUGAUCCCUCGGCACCUGAGAAGACGCGCGAGGAAGUGCGCCCUGGUUCACCCUUCAUCAGCUUCAGUGUUGCGCCUCACGUGCCAGUUGAGCUGGUAAAUCCAACGGAACGCUCGGGACUGUUUCAGGUGAACACCAUCAUAUCUGAAGGUGACACAGUGCAGUCACUGCGCGAAAAACUCGCCAAGAUUAUCGGCCUUAAAUCAGAUUUGUCCACUCUCCAAAUCUGGCGCUAUGAGGAUCCUGUAAUGGGUCCACGGAAACUGCCCAACUUCCAGGACUACAAAACGGGCAAGACACUUCUUAGCGAGGGCAAUUUCGUUCUUGAUGUGGCUGAUAAACGAGUGAGCGUCAAUCUUUCGGGGAAACUGACCGAGGUCGGACGCAAUCUAAUCUAUGUGGUUGAGUAAAGAUCUGAUGCAUGUUAUAAGAGAUACUUGAAUUGAAAUAGGAACACUGUAAAGAAUUGUUGGCUAUAAAUGAAUACCUUAAUAAGCAAUGUGCUUUGGUGUAACCGAAAAUACA
Messenger RNA from Drosophila mojavensis, 3802 nucleotides. RefSeq names its product leucine--tRNA ligase, cytoplasmic (gene LeuRS). Lineage: Eukaryota; Metazoa; Arthropoda; Insecta; Diptera; Drosophilidae. Bases 133 to 3687 code for a protein of 1184 amino acids. The transcript has 6 exons. The record is from RefSeq and is a predicted model, not a curated record. Gene Ontology annotation, molecular function: aminoacyl-tRNA deacylase activity; ATP binding; leucine-tRNA ligase activity. Gene Ontology annotation, biological process: leucyl-tRNA aminoacylation.